Staurois parvus is the source of this 314-nucleotide messenger RNA. The record is from the annotation of a GenBank genome assembly. Lineage: Eukaryota; Metazoa; Chordata; Amphibia; Anura; Ranidae.
AUUUGGUUACAAGAUUUAUAAUCACCUGGUUAGGUCUAGAUUUCGGCCUGACUUGCACCAUUAGUGCUGACCCAAUCUUAUAACCAAAUGGAAUACCAACUUUAUUUGGAGAAAUGAGCCAUGUGCAGGGGUGGACUGACAACUCAUGGGGCCCCCGGGCAAUAGGGGAUCAUGGGGCCCCUGUGUCCUCAACCACACUCAAAUCACACCCAAAAAAGCCUAUGAAAGGUACCAGGGGCAUCUCAUGGGGCCCCCUACUGACCCCGGGCCCUCGGGCAGUGCCCGAGUUUCCAAAUGGUCAGUCCGCCCCUGUU